This is a messenger RNA of Lingula anatina, 1988 nucleotides long. Its product is annotated as organic cation transporter protein. Gene Ontology annotation, cellular component: membrane. The record is from RefSeq and is a predicted model, not a curated record. NCBI's taxonomy places the organism in Eukaryota, Metazoa, Brachiopoda, Lingulata, Lingulida, Lingulidae. Gene Ontology annotation, biological process: transmembrane transport. Gene Ontology annotation, molecular function: transmembrane transporter activity.
CAUGUCAGCUUCACCUCCCACUACGAGCAGCGUGACCUGAAAGUAUCUGGGCCAAAUUCCAGCACAGCAGUACAUUUAAGAGAAACGUUAUUCAGGAAAAGAAGUCUAAACAUGGGAGAGAGAAAAGGAGGAAGUGAGGAGCCGCCUGACACUAGCAUCAAUGAUUUUGACGACAUUCUUGUGCUUAUUGGAGAAUUUGGGACAUACCAAAAGUUAUUGUUUGUGUUUCUUACGAUAGCUUCUAUGUUACAAAGCAUGGGGUAUGCCGCUGUAGUCUUUAUAGAACUCACCCCCAGUUUCAGAUGCAAGUUACCGAGUCUUCCAAAUGACACAUUCAAAAGUGAGGGGGAAUGGCACAAACAUAUUGUCGACGUUUCGUUAAUGAAUGUGACUGAUGGGAAAUGCACCGUUCCUCAAAAUACCAGUCCCUUUGGGGAUGCCUUUCAAAACGAGACGAAACCGGAGAAAUGUACAGAAUGGGUGUUUGAUACCACCGAUGUUACAUAUUCCUAUCCUAUGCAGUUCAGUCUAGUUUGUGACCAUUCCUCAAAAUUGACCAAUUCCUAUAUUACAAACGUGCUAGGAACUUUGGUAGGUGGACCGUUGUAUGGCGUAAUAGCCGACGUAGCUGGCCGAAAGGUGGCACUACUGCUAGGGCUGUUCCUGAGUGGUGUGUCGGGAAUAGCCUGGGCGUUUUCUCCAACGUAUGACUGGAGCGUCGCCUUCAGGUUCCUGUAUGGAUUAGGGAUUAGCGCACUGUACGGGUUGUCCAGCACAUUAGCAUUAGAGAUGGUGGGGCCAAACAGACGCAUGGGGGUGGGGACAGGAUUGGCAUUUGCGUAUUCGGCGGGUGCGACAGCUACUGUGGGAAUAGCCUACUUCCUACGAGACUGGCGCCAUCUACAGUUGGCAAUGUCUGCGCCAUGUUUACUGUCGGCAGUAAUAAUGUUUUGGUGCCUUCCGGAAUCUCCGAGGUGGCUGCUCACCAGGGGUCGCCAUAAAUUAGCACAUAAAAUUCUAAAACGUACCGCUAGGAUAAACGGGACUCUCCUCCCUGAGGACCUUAUAGGGAAGGUUGAAAUAAACGAGCCCCCGACCGCCAGUGCUCGAGCCUUGCUUCGUGCACCCAAACUGAUGUUAAAAAUGCUCCUGCUUUAUGUGAAUUGGUUUGUUGCAGAUAUGACAUAUUUUGGGUUAAAUCUUCACGCCGGGAACAUGGCCGGGGACAUCUACUUCAACUUUCUACUCUUAACUCUCAUAGAGUACCCAGCAAACGCAGUCUGUUUCACCAUCGACAGAUUCGGAAGGAAGAAGCCCUUUAUUCUGUUCAUUAUUGCAGGUGCUCUAGCUUGUCUUGCGCCUCUCUUGGUGCAAGAGUAUGCAGAUAAAGAUUUAGAAUCUACUCACUAUAUUAAGAUCGCACUUUUUGCGAUCGGAAAAUUUGGUAUGACAGCAGCGUAUAAUGUCUUAUAUAUCUGGAGUAUAGAAGUAUUUCCCACCGUCACUCGUAACUUCAGUAUGGGACUGGGAUCCGUGUCUGCAGCCCUCGGGAAUAUGCUCUGUCCUGUUAUUGUGAGAGAUAUCAAAGUGGAAGCCAUUGGAAAGGAUACUCUACCGCUUGUGAUAUUCGGCGCGGCGGCCAUAUUUGGAUCGGUGUGUACAAUUCCUCUUCCGGAAACUGCAAAAAGAGACCUCCCCGAGACGAUAGAAGACGCGAACACUUUUAAACACCGCCGUCCACUCACAGAUCGUAAGGAUGAUCACGCACACCCAGACAAAGUGGUCAUAGCCGUCAUUAGCGAGACAACACGAUUGUGAACAGCGCAUGCGUGAAAAGGAGUGCAUAAUAAGUGGAUGCAAUACACCGCCAAAGGGACGUAUUUUAUGUCAACUGAUGGUUUCAUUCGAAACAUUUUAAUUAAAUAUUUCAGCUUGGUUUAUUAAAAGGUUGAUAAACUUUUUUACUGAUGAAUAAAUUUGCCGACGUC